UACCAAUGUCGUAUGUAACUUUAGAGACGGUCCCUUAAUGUGCGAAUAUCCAGUGUCCAACGUCAAGCCAACUUUCUACCACAUCCUCAUUACAGUUGAUUACAGGACGUAUUUAUGCGGCAAAAAACCCCAGCUCCAUUUAAAGUUUCGUCUUCCUCCUCGGGGUUUUAUCUCCCCUGUCCAGUCUGCUCCUGUUUAUUGCUUGUGUUAGGUUUUUGCAGAAGGAUAUUUUAAGUUUGAAGAAGGAAAAACUAUUCCCCAUUAAUUGCAGUAAGGAAUGGUGUAAGAGCAGAGCUGUGUGGACCAGGACGGUUGUUCGGCUACAGGAUAACGCGGUUAUCGCUUCAGAAGAAACACAAGCAGCAUGUAAACAGUGAUGUUAUGCACCUCAGCCUGCGGUACUGCCUGUAUAUCUUGAUCGACAGAUGUGUCGUCCAAUCAGCGGACUUUCCCUGGAUUAAAGAGAAACUGCUGCUUUUAGCCGAUGAAGAUGAGCAGGAUGGAGGAAGGGGUACAGAGCUGUCCAACACAACCGCUCAGUGGGCCAUUCCUAAAGACAUUCUUCAAAUGGUUCCAUCUGAUCAGCAGCUGAAUAGGCUUGCGGCUCGGCUCGGCUUGGAGUGGGAGAUGGUGCUGCUGGACUUGGGUUUGACAUCGGUAGAGAUCACCCGCUGCCGUGCAGAUCAUCCACACAGCAGUCACAGUCAGGUGCUGGCAGCCCUGGUGAUGUGGAAGCAGACUCAGGGUCGGAGUGCUACGGUGCAGCGUCUACUCCAGAGUCUACAGUAUUCCGAAAUUCAUCCUUCUUCCCUCAACCAAGUGUUUGUCUGAGACUACUAGGAGAAAGUUGAGACUGAUUCUGCCAUUAAGAUUGAACCUCUCUGCCCAGACAGGAGAAAUGGACACACACACACACGCUUUGUUUCAUACAAAGCAGUAUUGAAGAAAGCCAGAGAUUCUUUUUUUUCUUGCUAAUUUGUUAUUUUGAAAUGACAAGUUGCUGAAAUAUACUGUAGACUGGAAGUGCCACCAGCAGAACUUGUCUCUUUAAAAGAUUUUAUCUCUGUUUGAUAGAGAAACAUUGAAAUUUUACGAAAAUGUAAAAAUUUUAAUUAAAAUUUGCUGUUUUGUUCGUCAGUAAAUCUAAAAUGUAUUCAACACAGUAAAUGCAGUCAUUUGA
Ictalurus punctatus (channel catfish) is the source of this 1180-nucleotide messenger RNA. RefSeq names its product CASP2 and RIPK1 domain containing adaptor with death domain (gene cradd). Gene Ontology annotation, molecular function: death domain binding; protease binding. The transcript has 3 exons. The record is from RefSeq and is a predicted model, not a curated record. Gene Ontology annotation, cellular component: CBM complex. Lineage: Eukaryota; Metazoa; Chordata; Actinopteri; Siluriformes; Ictaluridae. Gene Ontology annotation, biological process: signal transduction; regulation of apoptotic process. The coding region runs from base 382 to 831 and encodes 149 amino acids.